AUGUCCCGGCGUGUGUUUGCUUCCGCGGUGCUGUUCCUCCUCGUCGUGAUGAUGUGCUGCGGCCGUGGAGCUGCAGCCGUUGUGGAGGGUAAGUCCGGGGAUGCGCAGCUGCUUCAAUGGGCCGAUAUUUUUGUGCCGGAAAAGACGCAGGUGCUGUCGAAAGAGGGGUCUGAAGGUGGAGUGAAAAAGGCAUUUGCUGCGCCUUCUCUUGUCCGUGCUGGUGGAGUGAUGGUUGCCUUUGCUCAAGGCCUGUUCGAGUAUAACGUCCAUGGACAUGAAUUCUUUGGGAUUAAGCCUUACGAAAUUGUGGCUGGGUACAUCAAGGCUGCGGAUUCGUGGCCGUCCAUUGUCGCUGAGGUCAAUGCUGGUACAUGGAGGGCAUACACCGUUUUUGGAAGUGGGAAUGGCAAUGAUCAUGUGUGUUUUUUGUACCGGCCCACAGCAGUUGCAAGGGACAAUAAGGUGUUUCUGCUUGUGGGAAGCUAUACUACAAGAUAUUACAGCGAUGAUUAUGGUGGGAGGUGGGUGAAAGAUGGCUGGGAUAUUAAACUGGUUGAGGGUGUGGCCACGCAGUCCACGGACGGCAAACCGAGUAAAACGAUCAACUGGGGUGAACCCAAGUCGCUUUUAAAACAUAUCCCCAAUCACACUCAAGGUCAGCUGAUAUAUGUUGUGACUGCUGGUGGUUCAGGCAUUGUGAUGCAGAAUGACACGCUUGUGUUUCCCCUGAUGGUGAAUGGGAAAAAUUACCCUUUCUCCUCGAUCACUUAUUCGACGGACAACGGCAACAACUGGGUGUUCCCAGAGAGCAUUUCUCCUGUAGGAUGCCUUGAUCCCCGCAUCACCGAAUGGGAGACGGGAUCACUUCUCAUGAUCGUUGACUGCGAGAAUGGCCAGAGUGUGUACGAGUCGCGUGACAUGGGGAAAACGUGGACGGAGGCUAUCGGGACACUCUCAGGCGUGUGGGUCAUUUCACAACCAGGAGUUCGUCUAUACGAAAUUUUUCGUGUGGGAGCCCUCACCACCGCCACCAUUGAGGGAAGGAAGGUAAUGCUGUACAUUCAGAGAGGGUACACCUCGGGAAAUAAAAGGGCCACUGCGCUCUGCCUUUGGGUUACGGACAACAACCGCACGUUUCAUGUUGGUCCCGUUGCCAUGGACAAUGCUGGGAAGGGGGAGCUCGCCAGCACCCUGCUGCACUCGGAUGGGAGGUUGCAUCUUUUACAACAGAGGGACAAUGAAAAAGGCAGUGCCAUUUCACUUGCCCGAAUGACGGAGGAGCUGAAUACGAUCAAGUCCAUUCUCAGUACCUGGGCGCAGCCUGACGCCUUCUUUUCCAAGUCGUCCACACCCACGGCUGGUCUGGUUGGAUUCCUGUCCGAUACAUCGUCCGGUGGUGACACGUGGAUCGACGAUUACCGCUGCGUGAAUGCAAGCGUGACGAAGGCAGCGAAGGUCGAAAAUGGGUUCAACUUCACGGGGCCUGGGUCCAGGGCAACAUGGCCCGUGAACAACCGGGAGGAUAAUAAUCAGUACGGCUUUGUGAACUACGAUUUUACUGUUGUGGCGACGGUGACCAUCCACCAGGUUCCGAAGAAGAGUACUUUUCUGCUGGGUGCGGGUCUGGAGAACAGUAAUAGUAAGAAGUUCAUUGGGCUGUCGUACAGCAUGAAUAAAACGUGGGAGACGGUGUUUGACGGGAAAACAAAAGCACAGAUAAGCACUUGGGAGCCGGGGAAAGAACACCAAGUGGCGCUGAUGCUGCAGGACGGCCACAAGGGCUCCGUGUACGUGGAUGGUGUGAUUGUGGGGAGCUUGGAGACGAUACCAACACUUGGGGCGCUGGGACAUAAAAUCACAUAUUUCUACAUUGGGGGCAACGAGGGAGACAGCGGCAGCAGUGCGACAGUGACGAAAUUCUUUCUGUACAACCGCCCACUGAGUGUCGGUGAACCAAAACUAGUCAAGAAGAGCGAAGGCUCCAUGCUUGGGGGCGUGUUGCUGCUGCUGCUGCUGCUGGGCUGUGCGGCUUUGUGGCCCUCUACGGGGCGUAACGCGGCGGGACCCCUGCCUCCAGCGGGAGCAAAAUGUACCUCUCCACGCACCUUCCUAAAUAAUUGA
Messenger RNA from Trypanosoma cruzi, 2121 nucleotides. RefSeq names its product trans-sialidase, putative. Lineage: Eukaryota; Euglenozoa; Kinetoplastea; Trypanosomatida; Trypanosomatidae. Gene Ontology annotation, cellular component: intracellular membrane-bounded organelle; cytoplasm; membrane. The coding region runs from base 1 to 2121 and encodes 706 amino acids. The record is from RefSeq and is a predicted model, not a curated record. Gene Ontology annotation, molecular function: exo-alpha-sialidase activity. The transcript has a single exon. Gene Ontology annotation, biological process: ganglioside catabolic process; oligosaccharide catabolic process.